CCGGAAGUUGGGAAGUUCUGCAGUAAGGAAGAAAAAUGGCCGCAGAGGGGACCAGGUCUGUGCUGUUCGUGUGUCUGGGUAAUAUUUGUCGCUCACCUAUAGCAGAAGCAGUUUUUAGAAAACUUGUAGCUGAUCAAAAUAUUUCAGAUAAGUGGAGCAUAGACAGUGCAGCAACAUCUACAUAUGAAAUAGGAAACCCUCCUGAUUAUCGAGGGCAGAAUUGCAUGAAGAAACAUGGCAUUACCAUGAAUCAUAUUGCCAGGCAGAUUACUAAAGAAGAUUUCCUCACCUUUGAUUAUAUACUCUGUAUGGAUGACAGCAAUCUGAGAGAUUUGAAUAGGAAGGUUAAUCAAGUUAAAAACAGCAAAGCUAAAAUUGAACUUCUUGGAAGCUAUGAUCCACAAAAACAACUUAUUAUUGAAGAUCCUUAUUAUGGAAAUGACUCUGACUUUGAGACUGUGUAUGAGCAGUGUAUGAGGUGCUGCAAAGCAUUUUUGGAAAAAGCUCAUUAAGGUUCACAUUUAUUGCUAAAGGACAACAAUGAUUGACAUCGACUUAAAAAUGAUGUAUGUAUAUCAGUUGAUGUGUGUUAUUAAAGAGUAAUAAUGUACUACA
Molecule: messenger RNA, 615 nt
Organism: Gracilinanus agilis (Agile Gracile Mouse Opossum)
Lineage: Eukaryota; Metazoa; Chordata; Mammalia; Didelphimorphia; Didelphidae
Gene: ACP1
Product: acid phosphatase 1
Exons: 6
Coding region: 36-512 (158 amino acids)
Biological process (GO): protein dephosphorylation
Cellular component (GO): cytoplasm
Molecular function (GO): non-membrane spanning protein tyrosine phosphatase activity; acid phosphatase activity
Source: RefSeq, a predicted model, not a curated record